This is a messenger RNA of Cryptomeria japonica (Japanese cedar), 1725 nucleotides long. Its product is annotated as glucan endo-1,3-beta-glucosidase 13. The coding region runs from base 419 to 925 and encodes 168 amino acids. NCBI's taxonomy places the organism in Eukaryota, Viridiplantae, Streptophyta, Pinopsida, Cupressales, Cupressaceae. The transcript has 3 exons. The record is from RefSeq and is a predicted model, not a curated record.
GCCCGUCGAGCCCGCGCCAAUGCACACCGACAAACAAUCUACAACCAUAACGUAGCGCCAAAUUCAUGGCAGAUUUGAGUUUUGGCAUGAAUGAAAUGAUCUGAAAGUGGCUUCUCUCUUUAACCUAAAAAUGCCCCCGUAAAACACUUUCUGGUCUUCAAUAAACAGUGUGGUCGGUUUAAGAUGGUCAAUAAAUUGCCCAUCUAGGUAGUCAUGGUAUACAUGGUGUUAAUCUAUUUGCAUAAAAACCCACAACAUGAACAGAACAGUCGAGGUACAUAGCUUGUACUGUACUGUACAGGGAGGCCUCAGGGCAGUCCAGUAGUUUGGCUGCCUCAUAACUGAGGAAUCCGCAGUCAUAUUCAGAGUGCAGAGGAAAUCAGAGUUCAGAGCGAGCAAGUUGCAAAGUACUGCUUUUAUGACCAUGUCGACCAUUUCAAGGCUGGGUGGUCGAGAGUUCAGACACACAGCUUUUAACAUGAAUAGCUUGUUGGGAUUCCUCUUCAUUCUUGCUCUCUGUUCAGAGUUGGGAACAGGGGCGGAGAUGCCUGAUACUCCGAUUGUCACUUAUUCACCACCUGAAGGAAACACAACGUUCAUUGAUGGGACGACCUGGUGCAUAGCCUCAUCACAAGCCAACCAGCAGGACUUGCAGGAGGCUUUGGACUGGGCUUGUGGGCCUGGUCUUGCUGAUUGCUCUGCUAUUCAGCCAGGCCAACCUUGUUAUCAGGCAGAUAAUCUGGCUUUGGUCGCUUCUUAUGCUUUUAAUACAUACUAUCAGACAAAUGGAGAUUCACCUAUUGCCUGCAACUUUGGUGGGACAGGAGUCAUCACUUCUACCAAUCCAAGAACACUGCUAGUGAUUCCUCCUCUCCAUCACUACCAUAUCCAGGCGUUUAUACAUGGCUUAUGCCAGGAAUCUUAGUACUUGAUCAUUUAAUGAUAGCAAUAGACAGGGGUAUCUCUGGAAGGUAACUAGGCAGUUUUUUGGACAUGUGAUUUGCGAGAUCUUCAGCCCUAUAUUGUUUUGCUCAGCACCAAAAUAUUUUUCAUCUUUGAUGUCAUAUCAAUGGUAAAUGUUAAAUUCCUGUUAAUCUGCAAUCACAGGUAAACAGAAAUCUGGAAUGAGCUUUUGUUAAAAACUAGGUUUUUUCCCUCUCUUUUUGGUUAGUGUCCCUCAAAUUCUAUCGAGGCAUCAUGAUGUACCCUAUUAACUUGCCCAGUUUUGGAAAUUAUGCAAGUCAGGGGAGCACUUUUGAUUGUGGGUUUGCAGUAUAUCUUAAUUCUUACCAUUCAAAUUAUAAGAGGAAAAGUGUUGAGGCUUUUAUCUGUUGGUUAGCCAAUGGGAAUUAUGCAUAUCCAUCUGGAUGCAUCCCCAAAAGUGCUGUAAAUUGCAGUAGCAACAAAGACAAAUGCUAAGAAAAGCAGCAGGAAGAUUCCAAGGCAUAGGCCAAUUAAAGUAUGGGGCAUAUUCUUUUCAUGCUUUAGCUUCUUUCCUUAACCAGCAUGCACUUCACUUCCUUCUGUAGUUACAUUUUCAGCUUUGCAAGGUUUAAGUCAACAUAAGCCCAUUUAUCACCAGCUUAAUCUUUGAGCUGUGCACAAUGGCAAUUCACAAUCCAGUUUGUUGUCUACCAGUCGAGCUGGUUGGCUGGCUGGUUCAGCGUUGUUUCAUGUUAGAUUUAUUAAGGACUUAUUAUAUCUAAUAAAAUAUAGUUUCUGGCA